GUAUAUUUGUGGAAUCAGAUCACCAACUGUGUCACUAACACUUUGGAAUUGUAGCACACUGACUUUGCGGCGCUGCACAGACCGUAGACGCAAUGGAAUCGACAGAAGAAUUCAAGACGCUUAUCAAUGAAUGCAACAGAGUAAAGGAAACCGCGUACUGUCCUUACAGUAAGUUUCGAGUUGGAUGCGCAGUACUGACAGAAGAUGGAAAAGUCUACGCAGGAAGUAACAUUGAAAAUGCUAGUUACGGUUUAACAAUCUGUGCAGAGAGAGCAGCUCUCGCUAAGGCCAUCACUGAGGGACAUCGGAAAUUUAAAGCUAUGGCAUUAACAACAGAUCUAAACGAAUUCACAACCCCAUGUGGAGCAUGCAGGCAAUUUAUUGUGGAGUUUGGAAAGUACGAUCUGUACAUGGUAAAACCUGAUUUAAGCUACGAGAAAUACAAAUACGAUUUGUUACCAAUGGGGUUUGGACCAUCAGACCUUGCGGCGGAGAGGGUCGGACAGAUUCUCAUCGAUAGGUUGAGAUCAAAUUUUGGUUUAAAUGGUCUCAUCAUUAAAUGGUUUGAGUCGUAUUUGAGUAACCGCAUUCAAAAAGUGAAAAUUGGAAAUGUAUUUUCUGAUAUGACGUCUAUAUUAGAAACCGGUGUUCCACAGGGCUCCGUUUUAGGGCCAUUAUUGUUCUCAAUGUACAUGCGUCCAUUGGAAGAAUUCAAGACGCUUAUCAAGGAAUGCAACAGGAUAAAAGAGAAUUCAUACAGUCCUUACAGUAAGUUUCGGGUUGGAUGCGCAGUACUGACAGAAGAUGGCAAAGUCUACGCAGGCUGCAACAUUGAAAAUGCUAGCUACGGUCUUACUAUAUGUGCGGAACGAACUGCCCUUUCCAACGCAAUCACCGAUGGACACCGUAAAUUCAAAGCAAUAGCUGUCUCAAC
This is a messenger RNA of Saccoglossus kowalevskii, 934 nucleotides long. RefSeq names its product putative cytidine deaminase. Lineage: Eukaryota; Metazoa; Hemichordata; Enteropneusta; Harrimaniidae. Gene Ontology annotation, cellular component: cytosol. The record is from RefSeq and is a predicted model, not a curated record. Gene Ontology annotation, molecular function: zinc ion binding; cytidine deaminase activity.